UCUCGAUCUUUCGCGAGUCUCAAAUGGCAUCGCUUCGUGCGACGAGCGCCGCUGCGGCGGCGGCCGGGGCAGUAGUCGCCGCUCUGAUGGAGCGCGCGCAUGCGGAUAGCCCCUUCCGCUUCUCCUCUGGUUCUUCUACGCCUGCUGAUGCCUCGAGUUCGCCUUCGUCGCGGGGAUUUGAUCCAGAGGCUUUGGAGCGGGCGGCGAAAGCUUUGAGGGAAAUUAACAGCUCUCCUUAUUCCAAGCAGGUGUUUGAGUUGAUGCGGAAGCAGGAGGAGACUCGUCAAGAGGAGAUAGCGGCGGAGAGAGCACAUUUGGAAGCUUUUCAAUCUCAUGCUGACAUUGAAAAGCAGAGGAAAUUGGCUGAAGAACAAAGGAAUUUAGUCCAACAACAAGGACAAGCUAAGGCACAAAUGGCUCGAUAUGAAGAUGAAUUGGCACGAAAAAGAAUGCAGACAGAACAUGAGGUCCAAAGGCGGCAAAAUGCUGAACUUGUAAAGAUGCAAGAGGAAUCCUCCAUAAGAAAAGAGCAAGCAAGGCGUGCCGCCGAAGAACAGAUUCAAGCACAAGUAAGACAGACUGAGAAAGAACGAGCUGAGAUAGAGCGGGAAACAAUUAGAGUCAAAGCAAUGGCAGAGGCUGAAGGCCGUGCUCAUGAGGCGAAGCUUACAGAAGAGCAUAACAGGAAAAUGCUCUUAGAGCGCAUGAAUGGCGAAAAGGAAAAAUGGAUUGCUGCCAUCAAUACAACAUUUGGCCACAUUGAAAGUGGUGUACGGAUGUUAUUGACUGAUCGAAAUAAACUCAUAACUGCUGUCGGAGGGGUCACUGCUCUUGCCGCUGGUGUUUACACCACUAGGGAAGGUGCUAGAGUUACAUGGGGUUACAUCAAUCGGAUAUUGGGUCAGCCUUCACUAAUCCGAGAAUCAUCCAUGUCAAAAUUUCCAUGGUCGAGAAUAACUUCAGGUGUGGGAAGCAAAUUAUCCAAUUUAAGCACAUCUGCUGGGAGUGUUGCCUCAAAAGAAAGUAAGUCGAGCUUUGAAAAUAUCAUACUUAACCCAUCACUGAAAAGGAGGAUUGAACAACUUGCUCGGGCUACUGAAAAUACCAAGUCUCAUCAAGCACCAUUCCGCAAUAUGCUAUUCUAUGGACCUCCUGGUACGGGGAAAACUAUGGUUGCGAGGGAGAUGGCUCGAAAAUCAGGCUUGGAUUAUGCAAUGAUGACUGGAGGAGAUGUGGCACCUUUAGGUUCAGAAGCUGUUACAAAGAUUCAUGAGAUAUUUGAUUGGGCUAAGAGGUCAAAAAAAGGUUUAUUGCUAUUUAUUGAUGAGGCCGAUGCGUUCUUAUGCGAGCGUAACAGCACUCGCAUGAGUGAAGCACAACGGAGUGCUCUGAAUGCUUUGCUUUUUCGAACCGGUGAUCAAUCAAGGGAUACAGUCCUUGUCCUUGCCACAAACAGACCUGGUGAUCUUGAUGCAGCUAUCACAGAUCGAAUAGAUGAAGUGAUUGAAUUUCCACUCCCCGGAGAGGACGAGCGCUUCAAACUGCUCAAACUCUAUUUGAACCAAUACAUUUAUCGUGAUGAUCACAAUAAAAAUAAUUCUGGGCCGAGCUCCUUAUUCAAGAAAAAGCCUCAGAAGAUACUUCUGAAGGAUGUGACUGAUGAUGUGAUACGCGAGGCAGCACGGAAGACAGAAGGUUUCUCUGGCAGGGAGAUUGCGAAGCUCGUAGCUAGCAUCCAAGCAGCUGUAUAUGGUCAACAUGACUGCAUAUUAGAUGCUCCACUGUUCAUGGAAAUGGUGGAUUACAAGGUCAAGGAACAUCAUCAGCGUGUUCAGCUUGCUGCUCAAAGUAGCAAAUGAACUUCUUGAGCGAUUUUGUGAACUUAUUCUGGUAUGAUCCAAUUUUGCUUAGGGGUCAUUCAUCUAAGAGAUCCAAUAUUUUUUGAGCAAUUGCUCUACACUUGUUCUGGUUCUGCACUUUUUCAUCCAAUUUUUAUGUUAUGUAAAAUUUAGAAAUCUAAGAUGCUACUUUCUUCUGGUAGUGCUUCUCUAUA
Messenger RNA from Dioscorea cayenensis subsp. rotundata (Guinea yam), 2053 nucleotides. RefSeq names its product ATPase family AAA domain-containing protein 3-like. The record is from RefSeq and is a predicted model, not a curated record. Lineage: Eukaryota; Viridiplantae; Streptophyta; Magnoliopsida; Dioscoreales; Dioscoreaceae. The coding region runs from base 24 to 1859 and encodes 611 amino acids. The transcript has 8 exons. Gene Ontology annotation, biological process: mitochondrion organization. Gene Ontology annotation, cellular component: mitochondrion. Gene Ontology annotation, molecular function: zinc ion binding; ATP hydrolysis activity; ATP binding.